Molecule: messenger RNA, 1751 nt
Organism: Setaria italica (foxtail millet)
Lineage: Eukaryota; Viridiplantae; Streptophyta; Magnoliopsida; Poales; Poaceae
Product: flavin-containing monooxygenase FMO GS-OX-like 8
Exons: 4
Coding region: 42-1571 (509 amino acids)
Molecular function (GO): flavin adenine dinucleotide binding; N,N-dimethylaniline monooxygenase activity; NADP binding
Source: RefSeq, a predicted model, not a curated record
CCUAGUACAGUGUACAUAAUAUAGAUGAACGUCCGGGGCGCAUGCCUGGAUCCAUCGUCAUGAGGCCGCCUGCUGAGCCCAAGAAGGUAUGCGUCAUCGGCGCGGGCUUGUCCGGGCUGGCGGCGGCGCGCGAGCUGCGGCGCGAGGGCCUCGCCGUCACGGUCCUGGAGCAAUGCGGCGACAUCGGCGGGCAGUGGCUCUACGACCCUCGGACCGACGCCGACGACCCGCUCGGAGCCGCGGUGCCGGUGAAUGUGCACAGCAGCAUGUACGCGUCCGUGCGGCUGAUCAGCACGCGCGAGGUCAUGGGCUUCUCCGACUUCCAGUUCGUGCCCAGGCCCGGCGCCGCCGGCCGCGACGCGCGCCGCUUCCCAGGACGCCGCGAGAUGUACUGCUACCUCAAGGACUUCUGCGCCGCGUUCGGGCUCGCCGACGCCGUCAGGCUCAACACCCGCGUCGUGCGCGUCGCCAUGGCGGCGCCGGCGCCACGUGAAGCCUCCGGCGGCGACGUCAAAUGGCUGGUGAGAUCCGUACACGUCCAGCCGGACGGCAGCGAGCACGGGGUGGCCGCCGAGGAGGUGUUCGACGCCGUCGUCGUCGCCAACGGCCAUUGUUCGCAGCCAAGAUUGCCCAAGAUACAAGGAAUGGGGGAAUGGAGCCGGCGGCAACUGCACAGCCACUCCUACCGGGUGCCGGACCCCUACCGCGACGAGACGGUGGUGAUCGUCGGCUGCGGGGACAGCGGCCUGGACAUCGCCCUGGAUCUCUCCGGUGUCGCCAAGGAGGUUCACCUCUCAGCCAAGACCGUGGGGGACGCCACGACGCCGGCGGUGUCCAAUAUCCUCGCCAACCACUCCGACAUGCACCUGCACCCGCAGGUGCACCGCCUGUGCGAGGACGGGCGGGUGGUGUUCGCCGACGGCCCGUCCGUCGUCGCCGACACCGUCAUCUACUGCACCGGGUACCUGUACUCGUUCCCGUUCCUCGACACGGGAGGGGUGGUCACCGUGGACGACAACCGCGUGGGCCCCCUGUUCGAGCACACCUUCCCGCCGGCGCUGGCGCCGUCGCUGUCGUUCGUGGGAAUACCGAUGAGGGUGCUCGUGCCGUGGUUCCAGGAGGCGCAGGCCAGAUGGAUCGCGCGGGUUCUGUCCGGCACGGCGGCGCUGCCGCCGGAGCAAGACAUGCUGCAGGCGGUGCAGGAGGGCUACCGCGCCAGGGAGAUGGCCGGCUUCCCGGCGAGGUACUCGCACGACAUCGGCAAUUUCAAAACCAGUGAGAUCCUCGAGUUCGUCAACAGGUACACGGACCUCCCAAACAUGGAGGAUUGGAAGAUGGAGCUGUUAUUGACUACCUUAGGGAACAUGAAGGACAACCGCGAAACCUUCCAGGACCGUGACGACUACAGUGAGAACGUCAAUCAGGGUUUUCAGAGAUGGCUCUCCUUAGCUGGUGCCCAAUAUGAAGCUGCCAUUGCUGCUGCUGGUGGUGGUGAUGAUGAUGCCGGUGGUGAUGCUGCGCAAGUGCAGCAGAAGCCAUUGCCGGCUCCAUAUCUCAAGUCUGAACUCUAAACUCUGGACUGUUCAGGUGCAUUCCACUGCUUGAACGACGAAAUGUUUACCCGUGUAUGGACAAUUAGUUAUUCAUCUGUUAAAUCUAAUAAUUGUGUAAUGUACUGCCACCUUAGUACUAUCAUUAUUUAUAUUUUACCUUAUCAUCUCUCGACUUUCUAUAACUAUGAUGUCUAGACA